ACCCCGCCUGUUCUGCUGGGGGGACUUGUGAAUGGCAGCCAAUGGGAGGGUAGAGUCCCCUCAGCCUCUCAGCCUCUCUGACAUCCACACAGCGAGAAGUGAUGCAGUGCCGCUGAGACGCGCAGUCGGGGCGGAACAACGGGCAACAAAAGCCGCAGCGAGCGGAUACUCCGCGCUCAGCCGUGCGUUUUUCCUCCGACUUCCUUUCAUUUUUCACCACGUCGUGGGAAGAAAAAAAAAAAAAUAAAAAUCUCUCUACGCUGGAAUAAACUUUCCCAAAAAUCAGGUGCUGAUUGCCGACCAGUGUGAGUCCGAGCGGCCUUUCCUGCCUCAGCGGCUCGCAGCAUGAGAACCGGGCUGAUACUCUGACCAGGAAGCGGCAGACACGGACCACUGGGGUGGCGUAAGGCAGAGGUUUGUUGCUGUGUGGCCAUGGAUCAAAGGAGACUCUGUGCUCUCGUGAUGCUGUGGGCCGUGGUCCACCUCAGCUCUCCGGGUUACGGCCUCAGAGCCCUGCGAAGGACUACAGGGGGGCGGAGGGGGCCGACGGGGCUGACGGGACAGGAUGCCAACGGAGUCCCGCUCAGACGCUCUAAACGAGGCUGGAUGUGGAACCAGUUCUUUCUGUUGGAGGAGUACACUGGGACGGACAUGCAGUAUGUGGGAAAGCUCCACUCGGACGGGGACCGAGGAGACGGCAGCGUGAGGUACGUCCUCACAGGGGAGGGAGCGGGGACCCUCUUCAAGAUCGACGAGAAGUCUGGGGACAUCCACGCCACCAAGAGGCUGGACCGCGAGGAGAAGUCCUACUACAUCCUGCACGCCAAGGCCGUCAACCGUUUCACCAACGAGGCGCUGGAGGGCGAGUCCGAGUUCAUCAUCAAGAUCCACGACAUCAACGACAACGAGCCGCGCUUCACCAAGGACCCGUACAUGGCACGGGUUCCAGAGAUGUCCGACGUCGGAACCUCUGUGAUUCAGGUGACGGCCGUGGACGCAGACGAUGCCACGUACGGGAACAGCGCCAAGGUGGUGUACAGCAUCCUGGAGGGCCAGCCGUACUUCUCUGUGGACCCUGAGACAGGCUUGAUCAAGACUGCGCUGCCCGGCAUGGAUCGGGAAGUGAAGGAGCACUACCAGGUAGUGAUCCAGGCGAAAGACAUGGCGGGACAGAUGGGCGGGCUCUCAGGAACCACCACGGUCAGCAUCACGCUGUCGGACGUCAACGACAACCCGCCGCGCUUCACCAAGACCCUGUACGAGUUCCGGGUGCUGGAGUCCAACGAGCUGGGCUCCACGGUGGGAAUCGUCCGCGCCAUGGACGCCGACAUCGGCCCCAACGCGGAGAUGGAGUACAGGAUCAUCGGGAGCGACGGGCCGGGGAUGUUCGACAUCAUCGCCAACAGGACCACGCAGGAAGGCGUCAUCCUGCUGAGAAAGCCUCUGGAUUACGAGAAGAAGCGGCAGUACAGCCUCCGGAUCCAGGUGGAAAACGUCCACAUCAACCCUCGCUUCUACUCCAUGGGUCCCUUCAGGGACGAAGCCAGCGUGAAGAUCGUGGUGGAGGACGUGGACGAGCCGCCGGUGUUCGAGCGGCCCACCUACAUCAUGGAGGUCAGGGAGGACGCGGCGAGGAACACCAUCAUCGGCUCGGUCAGCGCGUCGGAUCCCGACGACAAACACAGCCUAGUCAGGUACACCAUCGACCGGCGCACAGACAUGGACCGGGUGUUCAACAUCCACGCGGGGAACGGGUCGGUGUUCAUCCUCCGGGAGCUGGACAGAGAGGAGAAAGCCUGGCACAACAUCUCUGUCAUCGCCACGGAGUUCAACAACCCACGCCAGAUAAGCCGUGUGCCUGUAUACAUCAGAGUGCUGGACGUCAACGACAACGCUCCAACAUUUGCCACCAAUUAUGAGACGUUCGUGUGUGAGAACGCCAAGGCUAAUCAGAGGAUUCAGACCGUGAGCGCGACGGACCCCGACGAGCCGCUCGGAGGCCAUCGCUUCGUCUUCAGUCUGGCCCCAGAGGCCAACGGCAAGGCAAACUUCUCUGUUCGUGACAACAAAGAUAACACCGCCUGGAUCCUAACCCGGAGGAACAGCUACAACAGCCUCCAGAAGAGCAUCUACCACGUUCCCGUGGUGAUCACGGACGGAGAGUUCCCGGAGCAGAGCAGCACCAACACGCUCACCAUCAGGGUGUGCACCUGCGACCGCGAGGGCAACAUGAAGCUGUGCAACCCCGAAGCGCUGACGGCGAGGGCGGGGCUCAGCACCGGCGCCCUGGUGGCCAUUCUGCUCUGCGUCGUCAUUCUGCUCAUGAUCGUGGUGCUGUUCGCCGCCCUGAGGAGGCAGAGGAAGAAGGAGCCUCUGAUCAUCUCCAAAGAGGAUGUCAGGGACAACGUCGUCAGCUACAACGACGAGGGCGGAGGAGAGGAGGACACUCAGGCCUUUGAUAUCUGCACGCUGCGCAACCCGGAGGCCAUCGAGGAGAGCAAACAGAGGCGGGACAUCAUCCCCGAGACCUUCUACCCUCCGGUUCGACGGCCCGUGGUGCCGCCGCCGAGCCGGGACAAUAACGGCAACGUGAGAGACUUCAUCAACCAGCGGCUGCAGGAUAACGACAGCGACCCGACGGCGCCGCCUUACGACUCGCUGGCCACCUACGCCUACGAGGGAAACGGCUCCGUGGCGGAGUCCCUCAGCUCGCUGGAGUCGGUGACCACCGAGGGCGACCAGGACUACAACUACCUGAGCGAGUGGGGGCCCCGAUUUAAGAAGCUGGCGGACAUGUACGGCGGCGACGACAGCGACUCCUAACAAGAGCCUGGCACACGGACGGAAAGCGUGGCGUAAAAACCCGAACGUUCAGGCGGUUUGGCCCUGCGGACACGCCGUCGGUGGAACGUUGAGAAGAACCGGCCGGCGGCGUCCUGUCGUCCCACCGGUGACCAGACGUAGGCUUUGUGUGUCCAGUCAGUGUUAGUUGCGUUUUUUGCAGGGACGCAGUGAAGACUCUUUUUGUGUGUGUAAACAGGGUCCAAACCAGACCCAAAUAUAUCGACAGAUUUUAUUUGGUUGUUUCUUUUUUUCCAAAGCUGCCUGUGACUUACGGACUCCCUACAAGCAGUUUGGUUACCUACAGAUAUGCCGACGUAUUUUUCAGUGUUUCUGAGACUUAAACUAAAUGCUGCAUAUUGUGAGUUCUAUCUUAGCUUGUGUAUGUACGGUUAUAUGAUACAAUCCGCUGUACAGUUUUCUUUUUUAUCUCACCUCCAGUUUGACCUGAAUCCAACUCAAUUCAUCCAGGAGGUACAGUUUGUCAAACCUCAACAAGAAGCUGUGUGUAAGCAGCUCUGAGGUCUUUGAGUUAAAAUACCAAAUAUUUCCUCAAUAUGGAGGAAUGUCAUCAGUUUCUCUCUGAUCCACUGAAGACAAUAUUGUUUUUUUUUUGCUAAAUUCAUGAGACAAAAGGUCCAAAAAGUUGAAAGACUGUCCUGUUUUACUUUGGCGAGAACUUUUUAUGUGGUGUUUGAUUCUUCCUCCUAGAACAGAAGAAAAUGCUGUAGCGCCUUCUCAGUGAAACUGAGUUAUAACUCUACACUACAGGUACAUCUUAAUAGAUUAGAAUAUGAUCCAAAACUGUUUCUAUUUCAGAAAAUUACAUUUAAAGAAAUCUAUAAAUACCUACACUUGACAUUUUCUGUUAAAUUUUGAUAAAGGCUAAUAAAAAAGUUACGUUUUGUGGCCACUCCCACAAAACGUGAAAAUAUCCCCAAAGAUACAAGAUGUCAUUGCUAAAAUAACUAAUAGCAAACAAUGGAAAAUUUAGUGGAGGGAAAACAUGAUAGAGGGAUAAAUGCAGAAGCCCAAAGGGAAAAGUGUAGCUAUGAAGGAUUAUGAUUUAGAUUCUUACCUGACCUAAAGACCUGAUUGACCAAUACUUGGUGCUCCGCAUCCCUUCCUAACAGAUAACUUUGAAUUUCAGUUGAAAAUUAGAGUCUGAAAAACACUGCUAGUGUUAGUGAACGUUCUCAUCUGUAGGCCAUUUCUGUCUCAAACAUCCUUUUUUAUUGGUAUAAACUACAUUUUUCUUAUUGGCUAACAGAAAUAAACAUUGCAAAGACAUCAUUCUGUGUAGUCAAUCUAUUAAACUUCAUUGUUAGACUGAAAUUGUAACAAUGAAGAUUUAAUGAUGUAACAAGGAGCAGGUGGAGCUGGUAGGUCUCUACAAAGUUGAGAUAUUUAAAGAAAGUGGAACUCUUUAGUAAAUUGAUCUAUCCUGAAUUUACGGAGUCUUUUCUAUUAUAAAGUGUUUUUUUAUUUUGAUAUAAAAGUCAGAAUGAUUCAAAAUAUUUGAUGAAUGUUUCCCCUCAAAAUUAAAAAUUGCUGCCCUCUAGAUCAUUGAAAGCAAGAAAGAAAAUCUACAGUGUCGUGCGAGUCUGUUUGCCCUGCUCAGGCGGUUGCGCAAUAGAGAUGUGCCAAAAAGCAAAGAUCACCAGUAUUUUCCUUUACAAAACGCCUCCCAUGGCUGCAGUCCUAAUUACCUGCACUGUACCUCGCUCCGGAGCCAGAGCAAACGCUUCGGCUUUACCCAGCUGAUUUCCUGCGGGACCUCCAGCCUCCUCCAUAAAGAUGCUUAUCGAAGGGGCACCUGACCUUUGAGCGGAGCAGAAUUAGGCUUUUAAACCCAGAAGAUUGUCCUCGGCUCGUGGAGAAGGUCAGCGCAUCGACGAGGACACACGAGAGGUUCGCUUUAAAUGCGAUUUAUGAAACAAAGGAAAACCAUCCUAGAGCUGCAGCGUUACAGAGUUCAUUGAGGACCUCCUAAAGAUGAGUAAACAGCUCUGAGUUCAGCCUUGUGUCCGUUUCUGAGAGGGCAAAGUCAUACGUAUCAGCAGAAACAGAAAAAAAAAAAAAACAUGGGUACAACAUGCUCUGCCCUCGCUUUAACAAAA
This is a messenger RNA of Cyprinodon tularosa, 4961 nucleotides long. It is a transcript of the gene cdh6, whose product is annotated as cadherin 6. The transcript has 12 exons. Bases 433 to 2823 code for a protein of 796 amino acids. Gene Ontology annotation, cellular component: plasma membrane; adherens junction; catenin complex. Gene Ontology annotation, biological process: calcium-dependent cell-cell adhesion; homophilic cell-cell adhesion; cell-cell junction assembly. Gene Ontology annotation, molecular function: cadherin binding; calcium ion binding. NCBI's taxonomy places the organism in Eukaryota, Metazoa, Chordata, Actinopteri, Cyprinodontiformes, Cyprinodontidae. The record is from RefSeq and is a predicted model, not a curated record.